Messenger RNA from Musca vetustissima, 3783 nucleotides. RefSeq names its product protein flightless-1 (gene fliI). The record is from RefSeq and is a predicted model, not a curated record. NCBI's taxonomy places the organism in Eukaryota, Metazoa, Arthropoda, Insecta, Diptera, Muscidae. Gene Ontology annotation, biological process: barbed-end actin filament capping; actin filament severing; myofibril assembly. Gene Ontology annotation, molecular function: actin filament binding; phosphatidylinositol-4,5-bisphosphate binding. Gene Ontology annotation, cellular component: cytoplasm; actin cytoskeleton; nucleus. The transcript is spliced from 6 exons. The coding region runs from base 16 to 3783 and encodes 1255 amino acids.
UAAGGGAGUUUCAUAAUGGCAAAUACGGGAGUAUUGCCUUUUGUACGUGGAGUGGAUUUUACAAAAAAUGACUUCAGUGACAACAAAUUCCCUUCAGCUGUGAAGUUAAUGACAAGGUUGCAAUGGCUGAAUUUGGAUAAAACUCAUUUGACGGAUGUUCCCGAGGAGCUUGGCAAUUUAUUGAAGCUGGAACACCUGAGCCUGAAAAACAAUCAGUUGGAGAAACUUUUUGGAGAACUUACGGAAUUGACAUGUUUGCGUUCCUUAAACUUGAGGAGAAAUUGUAUUAAAAGCAGUGGUGUCCCACCGGAGCUAUUUCACCUCGAAGAACUUACCACUCUAGAUUUAUCGCACAAUAAGUUGAAGGAAGUGCCAGAAGGACUUGAAAAAGCCAAAAGCCUCUUAGUGUUAAAUCUAAGUCACAAUUUAAUUGAAUCCAUUCCAACAACAUUGUUCAUACAUCUCACUGAUCUUUUGUUUUUGGAUUUGUCUCACAAUAAGCUGGAAACAUUACCGCCACAAACAAGACGUCUUGCCAAUUUACAAACUUUAAUUUUGGCCGAUAACCCAUUGGAGCUGUUUCAGUUAAGGCAAUUGCCUUCAUUACAAAACCUUGAAGUGCUCAACAUGCGUAAUACUCAACGCACACUUUCAAACUUCCCCACCACAUUGGAUACCCUAUCGAAUCUGUCAGAACUGGAUUUGUCUCAAAAUAGUCUCCCCAAAGUUCCCGAUUGUGUUUACAAUUUGCCAAAUUUGAAAAGACUGAAUCUGAGCGAAAACGCUAUAUCGGAAAUUAGUUCAAACAUAGAGAACUGGCAACGACUAGAAGUUCUUAACCUGUCGCGCAAUGAAUUAACGAGUUUGCCAGCGUCCUUGUGCAAGCUUACGCAAUUGCGUAGACUGUAUCUCAACGAUAACAAACUAGAUUUCGAGGGAAUACCAUCAGGUAUUGGAAAAUUGUGUUGUCUUGAAAUAUUUUCGGCAUCCAACAAUCUACUGGAAAUGGUCCCCGAAGGCUUAUGCCGGUGUGGGUCUUUAAAGCGUCUAAACCUUUCAUCAAAUCGUUUGAUAACAUUACCAGAUGCAAUUCAUUUAUUGGAUGGUCUUGACCAGCUAGAUUUACGCAAUAAUCCCGAUUUGAUUAUGCCUCCAAAACCAACUGAAGCCACCAAGGGUGCUGGGGUUGAAUUCUAUAAUAUAGAUUUCUCCUUGCAAACACAGUUGAGGCUAGCGGGAGCUGCUGUUCCGCCAUCCGUUCCCGUUACAUCGACCCCCAAGGACUCCACAGCUCGAAAAAUUCGUUUGCGUCGUGGUCCACGUACUGAUUCCGCCCAGGAUUCGGCUAAAAUACUAAAGGGUAUGAAAGAUGUAGCAAAGGAUAAGGAUGAGGCGCAAGCAAAUCAGUCUUGGUGCAAUGAUUCUGAUGAAACGCGUCCGGAAUCAUUGAAGCCUAAACGGUGGGAUGAAUCGUUGGAAAAACCUCAACUCGAUUAUUCGAAAUUUUUCGAAAAGGAAGAUGGACAGCUGCCGGGGUUGACUAUAUGGGAAAUUGAAAAUUUCCUACCCAACAAAAUCGAAGAAGCCGCCCAUGGAAAGUUCUACGAAGGUGACUGUUAUAUUGUUCUAAAAACGAGUUAUGAUCUUAAGGGUCAACUCCAGUGGGAAAUUUAUUUCUGGAUUGGAAAUGAAGCCACAUUGGACAAGAGAGCAUGCGCAGCCAUUCAUGCUGUAAAUUUGAGAAACUUUUUGGGUGCUCUUUGUCGUACGAUUCGUGAGGAACAGGGUGAUGAAUCUGAGGAAUUUCUUGAUCUUUUCGAUACAUCAGUCACCUAUAUAGAGGGUGGUCGCACAGCUACAGGAUUCUAUACUGUCGAAGAUAUGCUAUACACUAUACGGUUGUACCGAAUUCACGCAGCCGGUUCCUCCAUACACAUGGAACCAGUUGGGGUAAGCAUGGAUUCGUUAGAUCCAAGGUAUUCCUUCCUUCUGGAUUGUGGGAUAAAAAUGUUCAUUUGGCUAGGAAGGUGUUCCAAGAACACGCUCAACUCCAAAACACGUUUGAUGGCAGAGAAAAUCAAUAAAACAGAGAGAAAGAAUAAAUGUGAAAUAAUCGUUGAGAUGCAAGGCAGUGAGAGUGAAGAACUUUGGCGUCAUUUGAACGCUGAUCCUGAAGAGGCACCCAAACAAAAAAUAUUGCAACACGUCCAGGAGAAUUUUGUGCCUUCAACACCGAGAUUAUAUCAAGUACAGUUGGGCAUGGGCUACCUUGAGUUGCCGCAAGUGGAAGUUCCGGAACAAAAACUAGUCUGCUCUUUGCUAGUGAGCAAAAACGUUUACAUUCUCGAUUGUUUUACUGAUUUAUUUGUGUGGUUUGGCAAGAAGUCGACGCGUCUAGUGAGGGCUGCGGCAAUCAAGUUAUCACGAGAGCUAUUUAAUAUGAUAACCAGGCCAGCAUAUGCCUUGGUUACUCGCUUGCAAGAGGGUGCCGAAACUCAGAUGUUUAAAUCGAAAUUCAUCGGCUGGGAUGAGGUUAUGGCCGUGGACUUUACCCGGACCGCGAAUUCUGUGGCCAAGACUGGUGCCGAUCUCACUAAGUGGGCAAAACAACAAGAAACUAGAGCUGAUCUGGCUGCACUUUUUAUGCCACGUCAAAAUCCCAUGCCUCUUAGUGAAGCCGAACAAUUGGAGGAGGAUUGGAAUUACGAUCUAGAAGCUAUGGAAGCGUUUGUGUUGGAGGGUAAAAAAUUUGUACGCUUGCCUGAGGAAGAGUUGGGUCAUUUCUACACUGGGGAGUGCUAUGUGUUCUUAUGUCGUUAUUGUAUUCCCGUAGACGAUGAUGAAGAUGGCACCGAUAUCGAUGAUAGCAAACCACCUCCAGAAGAUGAAAUACAAUGCAUUGUAUACUUUUGGCAAGGUCGCAAUGCAGGCAACAUGGGUUGGCUGACAUUUACCUUUACAUUACAAAAGAAGUUCAAAACAAUGUUCGGCGAAGAACUAGAAGUUGUACGGAUCCAUCAACAGCAGGAAAAUUUAAAGUUCCUUGCACAUUUCAAACGAAAGUUUAUCAUACAUACUGGAAAGCGUAAGGACAAGCAGAAAUCUCCCGAUGGUAAAUCGGCUGUGGAAUUUUUCCAUUUACGAUCGAAUGGCGGUGCCCUAACAACCCGCUUAAUACAAAUACAUCCUGAUGCGACAUAUUUAAAUUCUGCAUUUUGUUAUAUAUUGUAUGUCCCAUUUGAAACAGGCGAUGAUUCACAAUCGGGUAUAGUUUAUGUUUGGCUUGGUUCGAAAUGUUGUCCUGAGGAAGCAAAAUUAAUACAAGAAAUUGCAGAAGAUAUGUUUAACAGUCCCUGGGUUAGUUUGCAAAUUUUAAAUGAGGGAGAAGAACCCGAAAACUUUUUCUGGGUGGCAUUGGGCGGACGCAAGCCGUAUGAUACCAAUGCCGAUUACAUGAACUAUACCCGACUGUUCAGAUGCUCCAACGAAAAGGGCUAUUUCACUGUGGCUGAAAAAUGCACAGACUUCUGUCAAGAUGACUUAGCGGAUGAUGAUAUAAUGAUUCUAGAUAACGGCGAGCAGGUGUUCCUAUGGCUCGGCUCACGAUGUAGUGAAGUUGAAAUUAAAUUAGCUUACAAAUCUGCACAAGUUUAUAUACAACACAUGCGAAUCAAGCAACCUGAUCGUCCGCGUAAAUUAUUUUUAACUCUUAAAAAUAAAGAAUCGAAACGUUUCACAAAAUGUUUCCACGGCUGGGGCGUCCAUAAAUCUCCCCCGGAAUAG